AUGGAUGUCAAUCAAAAUCAUGAGAAAGAAUUAAUAUGUAGUGUAAGUCAAUAAAAAUGUGCUCAUUUCAAUUUCCGCCAUUUAGAGCCCAAAUUUGGAAGAAGGAGAACUCGAAGAAGAAGAAGAAGAUGACAAUGAUGAAGAAAAAAAGGAAAUGGGAAUAAUGGAGCAGCAAAAAAUCAGUGGAAUUCCAAUGUGGGCAUUUCGCAGAUUCUACGAGAAACCUGAAAAAUAUGAAUGUAAUAUUGGAAGUUUGACGAUUCGGAAAGUUGGAAAUCAGAUUUUGAUGAAAUUCGGUUGGGAAGAUCGAGAUUAUCAAUGUGAAAUCGAUGAUUCUUGGAAUAGAGAUGAUUUAUGUUGUCGAAUUAAAGAAAAUGAUGAAUUUCGAGUUAAACUUGAGCCAAUUUAUCACAAAUUACGCGCGAAAUUGGAGUGUUUACCACAAUGUUUAUUGAUUGAUCGAAUUCAGAUUGAGGUGUGAGGAAUAUCGAGUUUUGAGAAUUUUUUUUUCUAUGUGAUAUAUUUUCUGGGUAACUAGUGGCUUCCAGAACAAAAAAGGACAAAAAAUAAAAGUAAAACAACGACACUCGACGGCUUGCCUGUUGUUUAAUUUUCUCACACUGUUUGAGCGGAGUGUCGUUUAUUUAUUUUUACAAGAUUGCGCGUAGGAUUUGGUGUUUACGGGCAGUCGGUGUUGACACACACUUUUUUUUGAAUAUGGAUAACAAAAUUUCCGAUUUUCAUCCGAAAAUUCCCAAAUAUUUUUCAGAACAGCGAAUCGGAAAAACUAGAAGAUACAAUUCUGGAAGUUUCAUUUUUCAAAAAAUGGAAAUGUCAAAGUUUGGAAUAUACAAUCACAAAACCAUUCGAUGGUUCUUAUGUUUUAUAUCGAUUAGUUACAAGUUUCAAACCGGCUGAAUUAUUGGUUCAAUUACAGUAUGGACAACAUUAUUUUCAUAAAUCUGGAUAUUCUGUCAAAGAGGUUGGUUUUAUGGGUUUGGGAGAUGAAAAAUUGUAAUUUUUUUUUGAAAUUCGAGUUCUGAGGGAUUUUGGUGGUCCAUGACUUUAAAAAUCGGAAUUUUCAUCAAAUUUCGGAUCUUGGAGUGAUUUUUUGUUGAAAAUUGGAAUUUCCAUGUAAAAUCGCGCUUUCAGCCAGUUUUUUGACUCCAGAACCUCAAAAAUCAAAAAAUUUUUAUGAAAAUUUGGAUUCAGGAACUCAAAAAUCAAUGUUUUCCAUCGAAAAACCUUCAAUUUUUAAGAUUUUUCAUUUCCAGAAUCAUUUCCACAUUUUCACUGAACACGGUUUCAUUUCUGGCCUCGAAUCGGACACCACAAAACUGCUCGAAAAAUGUACGGACCCGAUUUCAAAUCCCAAUUUUUUGUCGGAAACCAAUUUGGAAUAUGAGGGAUAUUUGAGAGAAAUUGGAUUCGCAAUGAAUUUUGGACGACUUUUUCGAAUGACAAUUGAGGAAAUGAAGAAAUUUAUGAAAUUAUUGAUGACUGCAAAUUAUUCGAAUCAUGGAAUAUUGAAGAAAUUUUUGUUGAAGUACGUUUUUGGGGGGAAAUAUUUGAGGAGAGAUCUGAAAAAUUAAAAAUUUUAGGUUGUAUUUGACCAAAAUUUGAAAAUUUAGAAGGUGAAAAAAUCGCUCCAGAAAUCAAUUUUUGAUAAAAAUUUUGUUUUCUGAGAUAUGGACUUCAGAAAUCGCUUUGGCACCCAAAUUUUGAUGAAAAUGAUGAUUUUUAAGGUGCGGGACCAAUGUUUUUCUAAAAAUUGAAGUUUUUAAGGUCCUGCAGCCAAGAAAAAUCCCCAGACACAAGUUUUCUUGAAAGUCUCUAAUUUUUGAGGUUCUGGCUUGAAAAAUUCGCUCCAGGACUAAUUUUUCAUGAAAAUUCCUAAUUUUCAAGGUCCUGCACUCUGAAAAUCGCUCCAGAAUUUAAUUUUUCUUGAAAUUUUCAUUUUUAGAGGUCCGAAACAAUGUUUUCACCUAAAAAUUCAAAUUUUUACAGAUGUCCAAGUGGUGACGUGGAUUGUGUGGCUUUCAAAAAACAAUGGACUGAAGAAAAACUGCAAAAAUUCGAGGAAAACGAGAAAACCUUCGUGUGCAUUCAGAAUUACACAAAAAUUCCCGAAAAUUCGAAAUUUUCGCUGAGUUUCGAAGUUUCGAAAUACGUGUUUCCGUUGGAUGAUCGACAAUUUUUGAAUUUCACCAAAAAAGUCCCGUUUUUGAAUAUCGCUUUUCGAGUUGAUGUAACUGAUGAAGCUGUUGUUGAAUUGAUUAAUGUAAGUGAUUUUGGACAGGGGGAAUUUGGUUGAAAAUUACUGGAAAUAAUUUCUAAAAGGUCCAGGAUUUUCAAAAUUUGGAAAUUUCUUGAAAAAUUAGGUCGAGGGACGAUUUUAUUGGUCCUGAACCUCAAUAAUCAAAAUUUUCUCAAAAAAUUGGGGCUUGGGACAGUUUUUUGGCUGAAGAGCUUGGAAAAGACGAGAAGGAGCGAUUUUUAGGUCCUGGAUCUCAAAAAUCAGAUUUUUCACGAAAUCUCAUGUCCUGGAGCGAUUUUUCGUUGAAAAUCUGUACUUUUCACUAAAAAUUGCUAAAGAUUGUUAUUUUUCAAUGAAAAUUCGAGUUUUUGAAGAAAAAAUGAGCUCAGAAUCUAUUUUCAGCUCAUCAAGAAAAUUCAUUUUCAAAAUAUUGAAAAUAAUUAAUUUCACUGUUUCAAAAAAUUAAUAAAGAAAAAAAUUUGGAAGUUUUUUUGAUAAGUCGAUUUCAUGGGAUAUUUGAAAACUCGGAAAUUUUGCGAAAAAUUAGAAUUUUAUGAAAAAAAAAUUUGAGUCCAGAACUGUUCUGGCAGAACAUCAAAAACUAAAAAUUUUCCAGGAUUGGUUCUUGGGUAAUCGAGAAAUCGAAGAAAUUCGGCUCCGCCUCAAAAAUCGAAUCGGCGACGAUUUAUCCGACAAAAUCCCAACUGGAAUUUCAGACCAAAAAUGGAUCAAAGUUAGACGAAAUCGGUGAGAGACUUUUUUCAGAAAAAAUGGCUGAAAAUCUGAAAUUUUCAACUAAAUUCUUACCACCAAAAAUUCCAAUUUUUGCAGAAAAAAUCAAAAAUCGACAUUAUAUAUUUGCAAAGAAUCACUUUCUCAUCGGGUUUUGUACAUCAAAUAUCAGGUAAAAUAA
Messenger RNA from Caenorhabditis angaria, 3170 nucleotides. The record is from the annotation of a GenBank genome assembly. Lineage: Eukaryota; Metazoa; Nematoda; Chromadorea; Rhabditida; Rhabditidae.